Molecule: messenger RNA, 4619 nt
Organism: Globicephala melas (long-finned pilot whale)
Lineage: Eukaryota; Metazoa; Chordata; Mammalia; Artiodactyla; Delphinidae
Gene: DDX3X
Product: DEAD-box helicase 3 X-linked
Biological process (GO): cell differentiation; gamete generation
Cellular component (GO): P granule; nucleus
Molecular function (GO): RNA binding; ATP binding; RNA helicase activity
Source: RefSeq, a predicted model, not a curated record
GAUCCGUGGCCGCGCCGUGCGCCUUAGAGCCGCAGUUCUCCCGUGAGAGGGCCUUUGCGGUGAGCCAAACACAUUAGCUCAGCAGCGGAAGACUCCGAGUUCUCGGUACUCUUCAGGGAUGAGUCAUGUGGCGGUGGAAAAUGCGCUCGGGCUGGACCAGCAGUUUGCUGGCCUAGACCUGAACUCUUCUGAUAAUCAGAGUGGAGGAAGUACCGCCAGCAAAGGGCGCUAUAUUCCUCCUCACUUAAGGAACAGAGAAGCUACUAAAGGAUUCUAUGAUAAAGACAGUUCAGGGUGGAGUUCUAGUAAAGAUAAGGAUGCAUACAGCAGUUUUGGUUGCCGUAGUGAUUCAAGAGGGAAGUCUAGUUUCUUCAGUGAUCGUGGAAGUGGAUCAAGGGGAAGGUUUGAUGAUCGUGGACGAGGUGACUAUGACAGCAUUGGCAGCCGUGGUGAGAGAGGUGGCUUUGGAAAAUAUGAACGUGGUGGAAACAGUCGCUGGUGUGACAAAUCAGAUGAAGAUGAUUGGUCAAAACCACUCCCGCCAAGUGAACGCUUGGAACAAUCUUCUGAUUGCAGAGAACUUUUUUCUGGAGGCAACACCGGGAUUAACUUUGAAAAAUACGAUGACAUUCCAGUUGAGGCAACAGGCAACAACUGUCCUCCACACAUUGAAAGUUUCAGUGAUCUUGAGAUGGGAGAAAUUAUUAUGGGAAACAUUGAGCUUACUCGCUACACUCGUCCAACUCCAGUGCAAAAGCAUGCUAUUCCUAUUAUCAAAGAGAAGAGAGACUUGAUGGCUUGUGCCCAAACAGGGUCUGGAAAAACUGCAGCAUUUCUCUUGCCCAUCUUGAGUCAGAUUUAUUCUGAUGGUCCAGGCGAGGCUUUGAGGGCCAUGAAGGAAAAUGGAAGGUAUGGGCGCCGCAAACAAUACCCAAUCUCCUUGGUGUUAGCACCAACUAGAGAAUUGGCUGUACAGAUCUAUGAGGAAGCCAGGAAAUUUUCAUACCGAUCUAGAGUUCGUCCUUGCGUGGUUUAUGGUGGUGCUGAUAUUGGUCAGCAAAUUCGAGACUUAGAACGUGGAUGUCACUUGUUAGUAGCCACUCCAGGACGUCUAGUGGAUAUGAUGGAAAGAGGGAAGAUUGGAUUAGACUUCUGCAAAUACUUGGUGUUAGAUGAAGCUGAUCGGAUGUUGGAUAUGGGGUUUGAGCCUCAAAUACGUAGAAUCGUUGAACAAGAUACUAUGCCACCAAAGGGAGUUCGCCACACUAUGAUGUUUAGUGCUACCUUCCCGAAGGAAAUACAGAUGCUUGCUCGUGAUUUCUUGGAUGAGUAUAUCUUUCUGGCCGUAGGAAGAGUUGGCUCUACCUCUGAGAACAUCACACAGAAAGUAGUCUGGGUGGAAGAGUCAGACAAACGGUCAUUUCUGCUUGACCUUCUAAAUGCAACAGGCAAAGAUUCACUGACCUUAGUGUUUGUGGAGACCAAAAAGGGUGCAGAUUCUCUAGAGGAUUUCUUGUACCAUGAAGGAUAUGCCUGUACGAGUAUCCAUGGAGACCGAUCUCAGAGAGAUAGAGAAGAGGCUCUUCACCAGUUCCGCUCAGGAAAAAGCCCAAUUCUAGUGGCUACAGCAGUAGCAGCAAGAGGACUGGACAUUUCAAAUGUGAAACAUGUUAUCAAUUUUGAUUUGCCCAGUGAUAUUGAAGAAUAUGUACAUCGCAUUGGCCGUACAGGACGUGUAGGAAACCUUGGCCUUGCCACCUCAUUCUUUAAUGAGAGGAACGUAAAUAUUACCAAGGAUUUGUUGGAUCUUCUUGUUGAAGCUAAACAAGAAGUGCCAUCUUGGUUAGAAAACAUGGCUUAUGAACAUCACUACAAGGGUAGCAGUCGUGGACGAUCCAAAAGUAGUAGAUUCAGUGGAGGAUUUGGUGCCAGAGACUAUCGACAGAGUAGUGGUGCCAGCAGUUCCAGCUUCAGCAGCAGCCGCGCCAGCAGCAGCCGCAGUGGUGGAGGCGGCCAUGGCAGCAGCAGAGGGUUUGGUGGAGGUGGCUAUGGAGGCUUUUACAACAGUGAUGGAUAUGGAGGAAAUUAUAACUCCCAGGGGGUUGACUGGUGGGGUAACUGAACCUGCUUUGCAGUAGGUCACCCUGCCAAACAAGCUAAUAUGGAAACCACAUGUAACUUAGCCAGACUAUACCUUGUGUAGCUUCAAGAACUCGCAGUACAUUACCAGCUGUGAUUCUCCACUGAAAUUUUUUUUUUAAGGGAGCUCAAGGUCACAUGAAGAGUUGAAAGGAACAAUCAGCAGCCCUGUUCAGAAGGUGGUUUGAAGACUUCAUUGCUGUAGUUUGGAUUAACUCCCCUCCCAACCCCCAUCCCAAACUGCAUUUAUAAUUUUGUGACUGAGGAUCAUUUGUUUGUUAAUGUACUGUGCCUUUAACUUUAGACAACUUUUUAUUUUGAUGUCCUGUUGGCUCAGUAAUGCUCAAGAUACCAAUUGUUUUGACAAAAUAAAUUUACUGAACUUGGGCUAAAAUCAAACCUUGGCACACAGGUGUGAUACAACUUAACAGGAAUCAUCGAUUCAUCCAUAAAUAUUAUAAGGAAAAAACUUAUGCGGUAGCCUGCAUUAGGGCUUUUUGAUACUUGCAGAUUGGGGGAAAACAAACAACAAACGUCUUGAAGCAUAUUAAUGGAAUUAGUUUCUAAUGUGGCAAACUGUAUUAAGUUAAAGUUCUGAUUUGCUCACUCUAUCCUGGAUAGGUAUUUAGAACCUGAUAGUCUUUAAACAAGCCAUUCCAGUCAUGAUGAGGUGAUGUAUGAAUACAUGCAUACAUUCAAAGCACUGUUUUCAAAGUUAAUGCAAGUAAAUACAGCAAUUCCUCUUUCAAUGUUUAGGCAGAUCAUUAAUUAUGAGCUAGCCAGAUGUGGGCAUACUAUUACAGGGAAAGUAUAAAGGUCUGAUAACUUGAGAUAGGUUUUUAGGAGAAUUCAUCUACUUAGACUUUAUAAAUGCCUGCCAUAAGUGAAAUUGAAAUGGUAGAAUGGCUGACCACAGCAAUGACCAGCCCUCAUUUAGGGCCCUGGAUGAUUUUUGGUCUAAUAACGCAUGCUAGUGUUGAUGUUUUUUGGUCAAGAGGGUAUGAACAGGAAGAAUUAAUGCAGCAGGCUUUAUUUUAAAUGCCGAUUUACAUUACUCUGUUCAAGCUGCGUUGAGAUGUUAAACUGGCUUACUAUAGACUUUGUAAAAAUGGCUCCAGAAGAGUAACAAACUGAAAUCUUUUGAGAUCACACAGGUUGGAAAUAUGUACAUAACUGCACAAGGUGUCAAUUCUGCUAUACAGUGCAGUUUUAGUCAGUUUUAGUUGCAUAGGUUUCCAUUGUAUUUAUAGUCUGUUUAUGCUAAAUCUGGCCAAAGAUGAGCAUUGUCCACCACUAAAAUGCCUCUGCCACUUUGAAUUCUGUGCUAAUUUUGUGGCCAGAAUGCGGUGAUCAAAACGCUCAAUCUUUUUACAGUGGCAUAGGAAGAUGGCAAAAAUUUCCUAAAGUGCAAUAGAUUUUCAAGUGUAUUGUGCCUUGUUCUAAAACUUUUAUUAAGUAGGUGCACUUGACAGUAUUGAGGUCAUUUGUUAUGGUGCUAUUUCAAUUAGUCUAGGUUUAGGCCCUUGUACAUUUUGCCCAUAACUUUUUACAAAGUACUUCUUUUAUUGCACAUUCAGAGAAUUUUAUAUAUAUGUCUUGUGUGCGUGUCCUUAAACUUCCAAUCUUAUUUUGUCUCUUGGAGAUUGUUGAACGCAGCUUGUCUAGGAAGGGGAUGGGACUAGAUUCUAAAAUUUAUUUGGGACCAUGGGAAUGAUAGUUGGGAAGAAAACUAUUUGCACACGACAGAUUUCUAGAUACUUUUUGCUGCUAGUUUUAUGUAAUAUUUAUUGAACAUUUUGACAAAUAUUUAUUUUUGUAAGCCUAAAAGUGAUUCUUUGAAAGUUUAAAGAAACUUGACCAAAAGACAGUACAAAAACACUGGCACUUGAAUGUUGAAUGUCACCGUAUGCGUGAAAUUAUAUAUUUCGGGGUAGUGUGAGCUUUUAAUGUUAAGUCAUAAUAAACUCUUAAGUCAAAUUAAGCAGACCCGGCAUUGGCAGUGUAGCCAUAACUUUCUGAUGUUAGUAAAAAUAAAAUUGGCGACUUUAAAUUAAAUCAUGCCAAGGUUUUGAUACACUUGUCUUAAGAUAUUAAUGAAACACUUCAAAACACUGAUACGAAGUGUCCAGAUUCUCAGAUAUUGUGUGAGUUUUGUUUCGUUGUGUGUAUUUUUUUUUUUUCAGUGAAUGUCUGGCUCAUUGCAAUCCUCAAACAUGUGGUUAUCUUUGUUGUAUUGGCAUAAUCAGUGACUUGUACAUUCAGCGUUAGCAUUUGAGCAAGUUUUAUCAGCAAGCAAUAUUUUCAGUUAAUAAAUAAGGUUUCAAAAAUCACAUGAGUGGAUUUAAACUUGCUGAAUGUGAAGAUUGAACCUCAAGUCACUGUAGCUUUAGUAAUUGCUUAUUGUAUUAGUUUAGAUGCUAGCACUGCAUGUGCUGUGCAUAUUCUGAUUUUAUUAAAAUAAAAAGUUGAACUGCACAGUC